Molecule: messenger RNA, 853 nt
Organism: Dendrobium catenatum
Lineage: Eukaryota; Viridiplantae; Streptophyta; Magnoliopsida; Asparagales; Orchidaceae
Product: glycine cleavage system H protein, mitochondrial-like
Exons: 4
Coding region: 124-651 (175 amino acids)
Biological process (GO): glycine decarboxylation via glycine cleavage system; protein lipoylation
Cellular component (GO): glycine cleavage complex; mitochondrion; cytoplasm
Source: RefSeq, a predicted model, not a curated record
AGAUGAGACCAUCGAUAUCCACCAAACGCUCAUCCGCAAAGAUAACACCAAUUACAAAGAACCACUCUUCACCAUCCUCUCCACUCCAUUUCAAGUAAUUCAAAGCAAAUAAAGCAAAAAUAAAUGGCCAUGAAGCUGUGGGCUUCUUCAACAGCCAAGGCGCUUAAGAUCUCCUGCGCCAAUAGAACCAGAGCCACCCCUUCUCUCACCUUCUCCGUCUCCAGAUGUUUCUCUACUGUUUUGGAUGGUUUGAAGUACAGCUCUUCUCAUGAAUGGAUCAAACAUGAAGGCUCAGUUGCCACUAUUGGCAUCACUGACCAUGCUCAGGUUCUGCACUUCAAUGGCUUGCAGGGCCAUUUAGGAGAAGUUGUGUUCGUCGAGCUGCCGGAAUCCGGCAGCACGGUAGCGAAAGGCGGAAGCUUUGGCGCAGUGGAGAGCGUCAAAGCCACCAGCGAUGUGAACUCUCCCAUUUCAGGCCAAGUGGUGGAGGUCAACAGUAAGCUCACGGAAGCUCCUGGCCUGAUCAAUUCGAGUCCGUAUGGAGAUGGAUGGAUGAUUAAGAUUCGACCGAGCAGCCUUUCCGAGCUGGAAGGUUUGAUGGAUUCUGGAGAAUACACCAAGUUUUGCGAGGAAGAAGAUGCUCACCAUUAAAGCAACAGGGAAAUCAUGCAUUUUGCUGUUGUUGUUCUUUACACGAAAUUUCUUUUGAAUUAUCCUUCAUUCAAAGAGUGCUUAUAAUUCCAAGCAAACUUAAUUUGGGGAUUUCUUUCUCGUUAUUACAUGUUUGAUUUGAUUGAGAUUCGCUGCAAUUUUGGUUUAAAAACUGAUUGAUAAAAUUCCCCUGUUGUUAGAA